AUGCAACUCUCGUUACUCAGUCUGAGUGUGUUGGUCGCCUCAGUCCUUGCCUCACCAACUGGAAACUAUGUCAUCCAUGAGAAGCGUGAUACUGCUCCCAUGGGCUGGAACAAAGGCGAGCGUCUCGAUCGUCGUGCUUUGCUCCCUAUGAAGAUUGCAUUGACGCAACGCAACCUCGAUCAGGCCGCAGAAUACCUGCACGAAGUCAGCCAUCCUGAGUCUCCCAAGUAUGGCCAACACUGGACUGCACAAGAAGUGGCAGACCACUUCGCACCGAGCGACGAGACUAUCUCUUCCGUCAUGGAUUGGCUCAUCGCUUCUGGCAUCUCCUCCGACAGUAUCAAGUUGAGCAAGGGCAAGAACUGGAUUAAUCUUGAAGCCUCAGCUGACCAAGCUGAAUCGCUGCUCAACACCAAGUACCACGUUUACGAGCACGGUGUUACUGGUCAGCCCCAUAUUGGCUGUGAUGAAUACAGUCUUCCCAAGCAUCUGAAGGACCACAUCGACUUCGUCACUCCUUCUCUGCACUUCGAUACCAGAGUCACAGAGCGUAAAAAGAUCGAAAAGCGUGAUGUAACCCCCAACACUGGCAAGCAAAUCGGUCAACCUAGCAGCGGUAGUACGCCUGUUUUGGGCCAGUGGAUCAACAAGUCGCAGUUCAUCACUCAGCUCGAACAGUGUGACGAGCAGAUCACUCCUAACUGUCUGAAGGCUCUCUAUCAGAUUCCCAAGAGCACUGGCAAAAGUGUCAAGAACAGCUAUGGCAUUGUCGAGUACACUCCUCAGGCCUAUGUUCCGUCUGAUCUCGAUCUCUUCUUUGCCAACUUCUCAACGAAGCAAGUCGGAGAUCGUCCCAUCACUGACUUUAUCGACGGUGGCGUUAUCCAAGCAACCAACAGGAGCUUUAGCUUCAACGGCGAGAGCGACCUCGAUCUUGAAUACGCUAUGACUCUGAUUUACCCCGAGAAAGUGACUUUGUACCAAGUUGGUGAUCUUGUUGAAGGUGCAUCGUUCAACAACUUCCUUGACGCUAUUGAUGCUUCUUACUGCACAUAUGAAGGUGGCGAUGACCCUUCUCAAGAUGCUGUUUUCCCUGAUCCGGCCGCAGGGGGCUACAAGGGCAAUGAAAACUGCGGAACGUUUGCGCCUACCAAGGUCAUCAGCACAUCCUACGGCUACAACGAGGCUGAUCUUACUCCUUUCUAUGAGAAGCGCCAGUGCGAUGAGUACAUGAAGCUCGGUCUCAUGGGUACCUCGGUCCUCUACAGCUCGGGUGAUUAUGGUGUCGCUGGCAACGGCGGCCAGUGUAUCGCAGCUAACGGCACCUACAACUCCGGCAAGGAUGGUCGUUUCAACCCCUCCUUCCCUGGUACCUGCCCUUACGUGACAUCCGUUGGAGCCACGCAAGUAAUUCCCGGUACAAACAUCAUUGAAGCUCUUGCUACUGGCACCCAGCCUGAGGAAGCCUGCGAGACCGUCAUCUAUUCUGGUGGUGGUUUCAGCAACGUUUUCGACAUGCCCAGCUACCAGGCUUCGGCCGUCAAAUCGUGGUUCAAGAACUACCCUCCACCAUAUGGCGCUGACCGCUUCAACAACACCCAAAAGACUCGUGGUUACCCCGAUGUCAGCGCAAACGGUGCUAACUACAUAAUUGCAAUUGAUGGAGCGUUUGGUCUGGUUUAUGGCACAUCAGCAUCUUCUCCUACCUUUGGUUCUAUCCUCACCAUCAUCAACGAGAGACGUCUUCAGCUUGGCAAGAGCAGUAUCGGUUUUAUCAACCCCACACUGUAUGCUCACCCCGAAGUGCUCAACGACAUCACCCAGGGUGGUAACCAAGGAUGUGGUACUCCUGGUUUCUCUGCCAGCAAGGGAUGGGAUCCAGUUACUGGAUUGGGCACACCAAACUCGAUCAAGAUGAUGGCUCUGUUCUUGAGCUUGCCUUGA
Molecule: messenger RNA, 1944 nt
Organism: Aureobasidium melanogenum CBS 110374
Lineage: Eukaryota; Fungi; Ascomycota; Dothideomycetes; Dothideales; Saccotheciaceae
Product: subtilisin-like protein
Exons: 2
Coding region: 1-1944 (647 amino acids)
Biological process (GO): proteolysis
Molecular function (GO): tripeptidyl-peptidase activity; serine-type endopeptidase activity
Source: RefSeq, a predicted model, not a curated record